Messenger RNA from Trichoderma atroviride IMI 206040, 1994 nucleotides. RefSeq lists its product as uncharacterized. Gene Ontology annotation, biological process: translation; glutamyl-tRNA aminoacylation. Gene Ontology annotation, molecular function: ATP binding; glutamate-tRNA ligase activity. Gene Ontology annotation, cellular component: methionyl glutamyl tRNA synthetase complex; cytoplasm; cytosol. Lineage: Eukaryota; Fungi; Ascomycota; Sordariomycetes; Hypocreales; Hypocreaceae. The record is from RefSeq and is a predicted model, not a curated record.
CUCUGCUUCUUGCACUUCAUCUUUUGUUGACUUUGACAUUCAAAUAAGCCGAAAAGAUGAAGCACGACGAGCUCGAGGCCGUUUCCGGCAAGCUGUCCGGCGAUUUCCGCACCAUUGAGCCUUUCAUGCGGGAUCUAGACAAGCACCUGACUCUCCGAUCCUACCUUGAGGGCUACGCUCUGGGAGAGCUCGAGACCAAGAUCUGGCAGACUCUGAGGGCUAACAAGGUUGCCAUUGGUGCCAUUCGACGAAAUGGACUUCCCAACCUGACUCGAUGGUUCACUUUCAUCGAGCAGUCUCACCCUGAGAUCCAGGAGGCCACCAAGGCCGAAGCUGCGGCCAAGGCUAACAAGGGCGGCGCCAACUACAACCUCGCUCUUCAAGACACUGACAAGGGCGUCAUUACUCGAUUCCUCCCCGAGCCUUCUGGCUACCUUCACAUCGGACACGCCAAGGCUGCCCUUCUCAGCGACUACUUUGGCCAUACUGCCUACAAGGGCCAGAUGCGCCUGCGAUUGGACGACACGAACUCCGACAAGGAGAAGGAGGAGUUCCAGGAUGCCAUCGUCCUUGACUUGGCUCUCAUGGGCAUCAAGCCCGACAGCUUGACCUACACCUCCGACUACUUCGACUAUCUCUACGAUAUGUGCAAGAAGCUGAUCACCAUGGGCAAGGCGUACGCCGAUGACACUGAUCAGGAGACAAUGCGCGCCCAGAGAAUGGACGGUAUCCCCUCAAAGCGCCGUGAGAGAACCGUCGAGGAGACUCUCCGAAUUUUCGAAGAAAUGAAGAAUGGCACACCGGAGGGUGUAGCACACUGCAUUCGCGCCAAGUUAUCUUACGACAACCCCAACAAGGCCAUGCGCGAUCCUGUCAUCUACCGAUGCAACGUGGACACACCUCACCACCGUACCGGCACAAAAUGGAAGAUGUACCCCAUGUACGACUUUGCCUGCCCCGUGGUCGACAGCCACGAGGGAGUCACUCACGCUUUGAGAUCUACCGAAUACACGGACCGAAACCCCCAGUACCAGUGGUUCAUCGACACCCUUCAGCUGCGUCAGGUCCACAUGUGGGAUUUCUCCCGAAUUAACUUUGUCAAGACUUUCUUGUCCAAGCGUAAGCUGGCCAAGCUGGUUGAUGCUGGAAAGGUUUGGGGCUGGGAUGAUCCCCGUAUGCCCACUAUUCGAGGUAUCCGAAGACGUGGAAUGACCAUUGAGGCUCUGCGAGACUUUAUCAUCAAGCAAGGACCCAGCCGAAACGUUGUCAACAUGGACUGGACUACUUUCUGGGCCAACAACAAGAAGGUGAUCGACCCUAUCGUGCCUCGAUUCACAGCUCUCCUGAGCAAGGACUUGGUCAAGGUUACGGUUGCCGGAUCUGAGGCGCCUUCUGCCGUUACUGUGGAGGAGCGACCAAAGCACCCCAAGAACGCAAGCGUCGGCCUGAAGAAGGUCAUUUUCUCGCCUACUCUCUACAUCGACCAGGCCGAUGCCAAGAGCUUCAAGGCGGACGAGGAAAUCACCCUUAUGGGCUGGGGCAACGCCUUUGUCAGAGAUCUCUCAUCUUCGGCUGAGCCGGUUACAAGCCUGAAGCUUGACCUCAACUUGAAGGGAGAUUUCAAGACUACCGAUAAGAAGAUUACUUGGCUCUCUGCUGAGGGCUUCAAGCUGGUUCCUGCCGAGCUGUGGGAGUUUGACUACCUCCUGACCAAGGAUAAGCUUGAGGAAGAGGACAACUUUGAGGAUUUCUUGAACCCCAACACUGCGAGCAUGGAGGAUGCCGUUUGCGAUGCUGGCGUUGGUGAAUUGAAGGCGGAUGACAUUAUUCAGCUUGAGCGUAGAGGAUUCUACAGAGUGGACAAAGGCAUGAAUGACUGGGCGCCUGGUGAGGCUGGGUUGAAGGGACCGAGAGUUGUUCUGUUUAGCAUUCCUACUGGAAAAACUGGUCCUAAAUAAGUUCUAGCAGAAAAAUAAAAAGCAAGGUCGGAUCUA